CCACGCACAGCUGGGCUGUAGCGGCUGGAUCCGCCUUCCCGGCAAGCCGGAGCCGGGAGCCUCGCACAGAGGGGCUCCGGGCUUGACAGCAGAAAGGCAGGAAUCCUCCUGCACCGAGGGAGGAUGAGCUGGUCACCAACGUGAAGCUGGGCUUCUGCUUGCCAGGGGGAUCCAGAAAUGGGCUACUGCAGGAGACCGGGUCUGCUUUCCUUGCUGCUGCUCUCCUUGUCCUGCGGGGCCGGCGCCCGCCGCAGCCUCAAGACCAACCUGUGCAAGUGGUGCGACUCCACAGCCCCGGCCUGCGAGGAGAGCGUGUGCUACAGCAACUGCAACCUCAACUCCUACUGCGAGGACCCCUACGAGAUCUGCGUGGCGAUAUGGAGACAGGACAACGAGAGCAUCAGGAUCAGCACGCUGUGCCACAACCCCCAGCGCCCCAUCGAAAACCUCAUGGUCCCCAACUACAACACCUCGCGCUGCAUCAUGAGCCACCAGCCCAGCGAGGACGGCGUCAUCUACAUCUGUGGCUGUGUGGAUGAGCAGGAGUGCAACGACAAACUCAUCUUUGAAAACCACACCAAUGGCUACUCCAUGCUGCAGAGCAAAGAGGUGAUCCCAGUGGCUGCCAUCAGCCUGCUGCCCCCGCUGCUGGUGGCGGUGAUGGUCACGGUGAUAUUUUACCUCUGCCGCACGCAGAGGCGACGCAAGCGAGCCAAGGCGUGGGGUGGCAAACAGGGACAGCCGCCGGUGCUGCCGGAGCAGGGGAAGGCAGGCGAGCGGGAGGAGAAGCUGUCCGUGCUGAUGGAUGAGAGCCCAGCCAGCAGCAGCCGCCCCGCUGAGCUGCUGCCCAUCGAGCUGGACGAGAUGGUGGGCAAGGGGCAGUUCGCCGAGGUGUGGAGGGCCAAGCUGAGCCACAGCCGCUCGGGGCAGUACGAGACUGUGGCCGUGAAGAUCUUCCCCUGCGAGGAAUACUCCUCCUGGAAGAACGAGAGCCAGAUCUUCACCGACACCAGCCUCAGGCACGACAGCGUCCUGCAGUUCCUCACUGCCGAGGACCGGGGCACGGGGCCCCGCCGGGAGUACUGGCUCAUCACCGCCUACCACAGCCGGGGCAACCUCAAGGACUACCUGUCCCACCACGUGCUGAGCUGGAUGGACCUGCAGAAGAUGGCUGGGUCGCUGGUGAGCGGGGUGGCCCACCUUCACAGCGACUACACGGCCUGCGGCCGCCCGAAAAUCCCCAUCGCCCACCGCGACAUCAAGAGCACCAACGUGCUGGUGAAGAGCGAGCAGGAGUGCGUGCUCUGCGACUUCGGCAUCGCCAUACGCCUCGACCCCUCCCUCACCGUGGAUGACUUUGCCAACAGCGGGCAGGUGGGCACCGCCAGGUACAUGGCCCCAGAGGUGCUGGAGUCCAGAGUGAACCUGGAAGACCUGGAGUCUUUCAAGCAGAUGGAUGUCUACUCCAUGGCCCUCGUCUUGUGGGAAAUGGCCUCCAGAUGUGAAGUGGUAGGAGAGGUAAAGAAUUAUGAGCUGCCCUUUGGGUCGAAAGUCCAGGAGCAGCCCUGUGUGGACACCAUGAGGGACAUCGUGCUGCAUGGCAGGGGCCGGCCCGAGAUCCCAAGCAGCUGGCUGGUGCACCAGGGAAUGCGCUUCCUGUGCGACACCAUCACGGAGUGCUGGGACCACGACCCCGAGGCGCGGCUCACCGCCCACUGCGUGGCCGAGCGCUUCAACCUGAUGGCACAGAUGGAUUGUGAUGACAUCCUCAACAACAACACGGACAAUGAGGCCAGCAAAACAGCUGCUCCAGGUGGGGAGCUCCAGGACACUGAUGGGAGCAGAAACGUUCAGUGAUGCAGCAGGCAAAAGUCCUCAUCACAAGGAACAAGAGGAUAAGGGAGAAGCAUUUAGGUCAUGGGGGAAAAAAACCUCACUGUUUUUCAAAAUGGAACUAAGAUCUAGUACAUAAAUUAUUUAUAAGAUCUGUUUCCUCCCACAGAUACAAUGAACUGAGGAAUCAAUAUUUUGGCUAAAGUGAAACAUUAUUAUAUGAACUGACUUUGUACUUACUUAAAAUGUAUAAUGAUGCAAAGCAUUCCUUCUAUUAUUUUUUAAAAUAAUAAUGUUUAAUCUUUUAUUAAUAAGCAGCUGAA
Messenger RNA from Passer domesticus (house sparrow), 2156 nucleotides. Its product is annotated as TGF-beta receptor type-2-like. Gene Ontology annotation, biological process: heart development; transforming growth factor beta receptor signaling pathway; protein phosphorylation. Gene Ontology annotation, molecular function: transforming growth factor beta receptor activity, type II; SMAD binding; transforming growth factor beta binding. Gene Ontology annotation, cellular component: plasma membrane; signaling receptor complex. NCBI's taxonomy places the organism in Eukaryota, Metazoa, Chordata, Aves, Passeriformes, Passeridae. The coding region runs from base 178 to 1857 and encodes 559 amino acids. The record is from RefSeq and is a predicted model, not a curated record. The transcript has 7 exons.